This is a messenger RNA of Lycium barbarum (goji berry), 2808 nucleotides long. RefSeq names its product heat shock protein 90-6, mitochondrial. Bases 128 to 2515 code for a protein of 795 amino acids. NCBI's taxonomy places the organism in Eukaryota, Viridiplantae, Streptophyta, Magnoliopsida, Solanales, Solanaceae. Gene Ontology annotation, cellular component: protein-containing complex; cytosol; plasma membrane. The transcript has 20 exons. Gene Ontology annotation, molecular function: ATP hydrolysis activity; ATP binding; ATP-dependent protein folding chaperone. Gene Ontology annotation, biological process: protein folding; cellular response to heat; protein stabilization. The record is from RefSeq and is a predicted model, not a curated record.
UUAAUUAACCUCCAGAAGGUUCUUCAAAAGGCCUCUCUCUAAAACCCUAGUGCUGCUAAUCAAUCUCUUAAACCCUCGCAACUUGUUUCCUUCUUUCACUUGGAAUACCCUCUUUCAGUUAGACCAAAUGCACAGGCUUCCGAAGCGCUCUGUCAAUGCUAUCCUGCGCAGCAGCACAAUAGGCGCACGUUAUCGAGAUGUUGCUGCUCCCCUUUCUUCUUCCCAUUUCUUUUACCAAUCGGCGGAUGCUGGUAGUAAAGGUAGAUGGUGUUCAGCAUUGACUUCAGGAACAUGCAAUGCUCCUGGAUCCACCAAGCCAUUUAAAUCAAGAAAUGAGCCUUUUUUGGGUUGCCGAUAUGAGUCAACAGCUGCUGCAUCUGAUGCAUCCGACCCACCAUCUGAGAAGUAUGAGUACCAAGCAGAGGUCAGUCGCCUCAUGGACCUCAUUGUUAACAGUUUGUACAGUAACAAGGAGGUUUUUCUUAGGGAGCUUAUCAGUAAUGCAAGUGAUGCAUUGGAUAAGUUGAGGUUUCUUGGUGUUACUGAGCCUGAGCUUUUGAAGGAUGCCGUUGAUCUUGAUAUUCGCAUUCAAACCGAUAAAGAUAAUGGCGUUAUUACCAUAACGGACUCAGGAAUUGGGAUGACUCGCCAAGAACUUGUUGACUGCCUUGGUACUAUUGCACAAAGUGGAACUGCAAAGUUCCUGAAGGCCCUGAAGGACAGCAAGGAUGCUGGUGCUGACAGCAAUUUAAUUGGUCAAUUCGGUGUGGGAUUCUACUCAGCUUUCCUCGUUUCUGAACGAGUUGAAGUCUCAACAAAAAGCCCAAAAUCUGACAAGCAAUAUGUCUGGGUUGGGGAGGCUAAUGCUAGCACAUAUACCAUCCGAGAGGAGACUGAUCCUGCAAAACUACUUCCUAGGGGAACCCGUCUCACUCUAUAUCUCAAGAGGGAUGACAAAGGAUUUGCACAUCCAGAAAGAAUAGAAAAGCUUGUGAAAAACUACUCACAGUUUGUUUCAUUCCCUAUUUACACAUGGCAAGAGAAGGGAUUUACAAAAGAGGUUGAAGUUGAUGAUGAUCCGGCAGAAGCUAAGAAGGAAGGAGAAGAUGAGACAGCUGAGAAAAAGAAGAAGACCAAAAAAGUUGUGGAGAAAUAUUGGGACUGGGAGCUUACAAAUGAGACUCAGCCAAUAUGGCUUCGAAGCCCUAAGGAAGUGAGUAAAGAGGAGUAUAAUGAGUUCUACAGAAAGACUUUUAAUGAAUAUUUGGAUCCUCUUGCUUCUUCACACUUUACAACCGAGGGAGAAGUGGAGUUCCGGUCUGUACUUUUUGUGCCACCUGUAUCUCCAACGGGUAAGGAUGACAUAGUCAAUCCCAAGACAAAGAAUAUAAGGCUUUACGUGAAGCGAGUUUUUAUAUCUGACGACUUUGAUGGUGAACUGUUCCCACGCUACCUGAGUUUUAUCAAAGGUGUAGUCGACUCAAAUGAUCUUCCACUUAAUGUAUCACGAGAGAUUCUUCAAGAAAGUCGCAUUGUUCGCAUCAUGAGGAAGCGGUUGGUGCGGAAAGCAUUUGAAAUGAUUCAGGGCAUUGCCCUCAGUGAAAACAGAGAUGACUACGAGAAGUUCUGGGAGAACUUUGGAAAGCACCUAAAGUUGGGAUGCAUUGAAGAUCGUGAAAACCACAAGCGUAUUGCUCCCCUGUUGCGGUUCUUCUCUUCUCAAAGUGAACAUGAGAUGAUCAGCUUGGAUGAAUAUGUUGAGAAUAUGAAACCAGACCAGAAAGAUAUUUAUUAUAUUGCUUCUGAUAGUGUAACGAGUGCAAAGAACACUCCUUUCCUGGAAAAACUUCUUGAGAAGGAUCUUGAAGUCCUGUUCUUAGUUGAUCCCAUUGACGAGGUUGCUAUCCAAAACGUCAAAUCAUACAAGGAGAAAAACUUCAUUGACAUUAGCAAAGAGGACCUAGAUUUAGGUGAUAAGAAUGAAGAUAAGGAAAAGGAGAUAAAACAGGAGUUUGGGCAAACGUGUGAUUGGAUAAAGAAACGGCUAGGGGACAAGGUCGCUAGUGUACAGAUUUCAAAUCGUUUGAGCAGUUCUCCUUGUGUUCUUGUAUCGGGAAAGUUUGGUUGGUCAGCUAAUAUGGAGAGGCUGAUGAAGGCCCAAACUGUUGGUGAUACCUCCAGCCUGGAGUUCAUGAGGAGUAGAAGAGUCUUUGAGAUCAAUCCUGAACACCCUAUCAUUAGAACCUUAACUGAAGCAUGCAGGAGUACUCCAGAUGAUGAAGAAGCCUUGAGGGCCAUUGAUCUUUUGUAUGAUGCUGCAUUGGUUUCUAGUGGUUUCACUCCUGAGAAUCCAGCACAACUGGGAGGGAAGAUAUAUGAGAUGAUGAACUUUGCUCUUGCUGGCAAGUGGGGAACUGCUGGUGGGUAUCAGCCGCAAGUAAACCAGCAGUCGCACAUUCCAGAGACAGUCGAAGCGGAGGUGGUUGAGCCUGCUGAAGCUGGUGGACAGAAAUAAAAUGAGUAAUUUUCCCAUUAGUUUGUAAUAUAAUAGUUGAGGCUACUUAGAGAUAAUAUUGGGGCCCCUAUUGGUGAGCAGAUCAAUCUGAAGUAAAAGGGAUUUAAUAAGCAUUAUUUUUCAGUUAAAUUGAAAUCUAUAGAACAAGAAUCUUGUUUAUUGAAGUCUACAGUAGUAACUUCCCGGCUCCAGCUGAUUUCUAUAUAUUAGAAUGGAGCUUGGUUUUUGAGUGACUGUCUCUGCAGGAUCAUUAGUGUUUCUGGGUUCUUAAUGGAAGUUCAAUUCCUCGGUAA